Molecule: messenger RNA, 966 nt
Organism: Colletotrichum gloeosporioides
Lineage: Eukaryota; Fungi; Ascomycota; Sordariomycetes; Glomerellales; Glomerellaceae
Exons: 3
Coding region: 1-966 (321 amino acids)
Source: RefSeq, a predicted model, not a curated record
AUGUCCGACGAGGGUGCCACGAAUGUCACAAUGAAAGCCUCUAAUAGUAAUGCCCAGAGAAACUUCAACUACGUUCUUGCGGAUGACCCUAAAACGCAUGCAAGCGUAUGGUGGGGCACAAGAUUACUGAAUGCUUACUUGAAUGGAGUGUUGACUAUUGCCUCUCAAGCAAGAUUACCAGAUGACUCUGUAGCUGUGGCUCGCGGUGGCAUGAGAUAUAUGCCCAAACCUUCAAAUCAUGAUAUACGGUCCGAUGGCUUCUUCUUUGCCAGAUGGGUCUGGAAUAUGGAAGAUGGCUUAAACAAAAACAAUGAUCGCCGCAUAUAUGAUCCAGGGUACAACAUGAAGGACUCCUAUUGGUCACCUGCCCUUACGGAGGGGCUUCACGUCGCCAAACUUCUACACUCAUUGUUCGCACAAGAUUUGGGCAGCUGCUCGUCCCCAAAUUUGCUUCUUGACGAAGACAGCCUCAAAUUCGCAAUCCUCUCUCCAAACAAUAUGAACCGGAAACCUGGCGGUCUACUUAACAGUACUGGUCCCGACAGUCUAGACGGAUUUUUCUUCAACCAAAUCCCGACGCCCGGUCGUACACUCGGUGACCCUGGAGAGGGCUUGACGAGCCUCAAAAAUAGUUUCGAAAAGUUCAAGCCGUUAAUGGGUUCUCUUUCCUGCAAAGAGACCACUCUUGUUGCUGAAUAUCUCUGCUCAGUCCCCGAAAAGAAGAGCAUUGGGGUCUUACUCUGCUCCUUAGUGCUGGCAAAUCUUGUGUUCCUCCAAGCGGCUUGGAAGCUUCUUCAGUGGACGGCCGGAAGUUUGGUGACAAAAGGAGACUCCUCGGCAAUGAUCUGCGAAGGUUGCGUAUAUUUACGGUCGUUGGAGAAUUUAGAACAAAAGGUGGGUGAAGACGCAGUGGAUGAUGAGACCGGCGAACUCGGGAACGGAUGCAGAAGGUCAGCAGAUGCCUAG